Carassius gibelio (silver crucian carp) is the source of this 4577-nucleotide messenger RNA. RefSeq names its product fibroblast growth factor 14-like. The coding region runs from base 1078 to 1824 and encodes 248 amino acids. The transcript has 5 exons. Gene Ontology annotation, cellular component: cytoplasm. NCBI's taxonomy places the organism in Eukaryota, Metazoa, Chordata, Actinopteri, Cypriniformes, Cyprinidae. The record is from RefSeq and is a predicted model, not a curated record. Gene Ontology annotation, molecular function: growth factor activity; fibroblast growth factor receptor binding. Gene Ontology annotation, biological process: animal organ morphogenesis; cell differentiation; positive regulation of cell population proliferation.
GAUGCCGUUGAUCUGUGAGGCUGAGGCGGGAAGCGCGUGCGUCUCACACGCUCCAAACGGUUGGAGACGCUAAAUGAGCUCGAACUGGAGGAUGAAGAGGAGCAUUUCUUGAAUACGUUUUCUUUCCUUGCUAACGUUAGCACUUAUGCUGCGCAUUUGUAUGCUCCCGCUUCAGGCAAAGACUUUUUAUUUGAGUUUAUUUAUUUGUUCGUUCUUGUCACACCAAGUAGACGUAAUCCUCACCGGAGCAGCUCGGUGUUGCUUACAUUCUCUCCUGCUGCUUUAGAAAAGGGGGAAAAAACGCACAUCGCUACUGAAAAACCACGCGACCUAGAACAUGAGACUGAAUGGGGAGUGAACGUCUGAGGAGAUCCCUUAUCAACAAGAAACACCUUAGUUCAAACUUACCUCAAUUCACCGUCGUUGCGCCGUCGGUUAUUCUCAAGAUGAGUGGACGUUUGAACGGAACUGGCGUGGAUAUCUGCUAAACUUGGUAAAUAUGUGAGACAUAUUAAUAUGUGUAGUCGCAGGGCUCCACCUGGGAGACGAAGGUGGUCGCUUUUCUCCGCUUGACAGCUCAGAACGAAAAACGCGUUGUUUGUUCAGACUCCGGGAGUGGAUGUCGCUGGCCAGGGUGCUGAAUUUCACCAGGACCGGGUCAGACAUAAAGGAAGGAAAGUGACGGAUCAGUGAGACGCUCAGGCGUGCCUUGAAUAUAUUUUCAUAUUCUACAAUCUGGAGGAGCCGGACAACUCAUAUGAUAAUAAUUUUCCGAAAAGCGUUGUGAAAUCAGGAAUGAAAAGUAACCUGCGAGCCGCGUGACUCCGAAAUGAAAAUUGGACAACAUGUGAAAUACGGACAGUUGAGUAACACUUCACCUUUGUAUUCAUUAUGCAAAUCCAUUUUCUUAUUUCGCCACUGGUGAUGUGUGGAUAUCUUUGAUCAUCAUCCGUGCAUUUCAGAGGGCAGAGCACACAAACAGUCGCAAAAAUGGGACAAUAAUUGAGACCGAUCGGGCGGUUUGUUGUUGUUCUCUGUGCGUGUGUGUAAGGGGUUCAACAGCCCUGUUUUUGAGACAUGGCAGCGGCGAUUGCCAGCGGUUUGAUCCGCCAGAAGAGACAGGCACGGGAGCAGCAUAUAGACCGACCAUCCACCAACAGAAGGAGAAAAAGCCCCAAUAAGAAUAAAGGGCUUUGCAAUGGGAAUCUGGUCGACAUCUUCUCCAAAGUGCGAAUCUUCGGCCUCAGGAAACGCAGACUACGACGACAAGAUCCCCAGCUCAAGGGUAUAGUGACCAGGUUAUAUUGCAGGCAGGGAUACUACUUGCAAAUGAACACAGAUGGAUCUCUGGAUGGGACUAAGGAUGACAGUAGUAAUUCUUCGUUGUUCAACCUCAUCCCUGUGGGCCUUCGGGUCGUUGCUAUUCAGUCUGUGAAGACAGGCUUGUACAUUGCCAUGAAUGGAGAAGGCCAUCUGUACACAUCAGAAUUGUUUACGCCGGAAUGCAAGUUUAAAGAGUCUGUGUUUGAAAACUACUAUGUGAUCUACUCAUCCAUGCUGUAUAGGCAGCAGGAGUCGGGGAGAGCAUGGUUCCUUGGCUUAAAUAAAGAUGGCCAGGCCAUGAAGGGGAACCGGGUGAAGAAAACUAAACCAGCUGCUCACUUCCUGCCCAAGCCAUUAGAAGUCGCUAUGUACCGAGAGCCAUCAUUGCAUGACGUGGGGGAGACCGUGCCCAAACCUGCCGUGCCUCCCAGUAAAAGCACAGAGCCGGCCAUCAUGAACGGAGGCAAACCUGUCAGCAAGGAAACCAAGCCCACCACAUAGCUAGAUCCCAUCUCAGCCAUGCUCAGCCUGGGAGAGCCGUGCUUCUUUUGUCAGACUCUCCAUGUUUGUGGAUCAGAUCCAGGUAUCCUCUGCUCUCUCCUCCCUGUUCCCUCCGUCCAUCUUCACUCCUCUGAUCUAAUUUGACGAUGGACUGGCUCCGGGAGAGUGGUCAGCUGUGCACGUAGGAGGAUGCAACUGGAUAAACCAGCUAAACUUUCACCAAGGAAUGCCCUAACUGAUAUGGAAUGCCUUUUGACAUACAAUAAAGCUGAUGUUUUUUCUGUAAUCGAAAACCGCAGGCGCUUGUGUGGCGGUUCUUUCGCCUGCUAACAGUCACCCAUUACAACCCUUUGCUUGAACCCUGUCGCAGCAGAGACCAUACAUUUCAAAUCUAUUUUCUAUAUACACAGUAACACCAGCUACGCUCUGGGGUAAUACUGUAAAGAUAUACAUAUAUGGAUUAGAAUCCUCAACUUGUUUUUUUUUUGUUUUGCUUUUUUAUCAAGUACGCUCUUGUGUCUCCUUCUUUCUAGGUGUCCCACAGUCUCUAUAGCUCGAAUUUCCAAAUCUUUCCCUUUUGUCGGUUACUUACGAAAUUUGUUAUUGGGGCAGUGUGCAAUGCGUUCUAGUGUGCAGUCAUUCAACCACAAUGAUGGAUUUUCCACAAAGUCCUUUCAUGUUGAUAAUGGUCAAGAGACAUCAAUCUUUCAAGGGGAUGGAGCCUCCUAAAGAAAAUCAAACUCAUUAUCCAAGGUUCAGUACUCGUGUCUUCUUCUUGCAAUGUCUAGAGAGGGACACAAGUAUGCCGGCGAGUGCACAAGUCAUGCCCGCAGCAGUCCAACACAAGGAGUUGGCAUGUGCUGGGGAAGGUGUAUAGAGUACAUAUCACUAUCUAGUACGGUGUAAAUCGGUUUCAACCCCAGUAACUAGGUGACUUUCCACUUUUCUUUGCUCUUAAUUUAGAGCGUGGGCUCUAGGAAUAUCUAUAGGCCUUGUAGGCCUCUGGUCAAGGCCCCACUUUGACAUGCUGACUCCUCUGAACUAUGGGCUAGUUCUGGUGAGCACCUUAAAUGUGACAAGAGUGGCAGCCGUAGAUAAAUACAGUCUACUUCAGGCCUGUGCGGUUAAAUGGCUCAAUAUAAGUAGGCACCAUUACUAUUGGCUGCACACCCAUUUUGUUCAGCAAAGGCAUGGCCAAGGUUAGUAUUAUGUUCUGUUCUUGCAGCGCUGACGCAGUGCAAGAAAUGGCUUCUAUAACAAUGUUUUCACUGUAUACAAAUAAAGAAAAAAGAAAAAAAAAAGUAAAUAAAUAAGAUUUUUAACUACCAGAUAUUAUCAGAGAUUCUGAAAUGAGAGGGAUUUUCCUAGCUCAGCAUGCAGAGUCCAGUACUGCUCAUCCUGUGCCUGUGAUGACCUCUAACCCAGCAUGCAAAAACAUGUACCCAGUCUGUGCUGGGUUAAAGGUGCCUCAUGCCCCAGACACUGACACACACAAACAAAUUCAGUAGCAACUUAAUCCACAAACAUACAGAAGUUGAUUGUUACCAAAGUACGUAAACACGAGAAUCCAGCCGAACAAUUUAAGUAACUCGGUUUUUAGUAACGGUUUUUGUCCUCACUGUGACUAGGGUUCAUCAUGUAGAACAAUUGUCUCGACUUUUUAAAUCGUUUCAAUUAAAACUUGAAGAGAUUACAAAUGAUAUCCUUCACUUCGAUUGUUCAUUUAGUAUAAAACCGGGGUACCUAUUACUAAUCACCUGCAUGCGUCUUCUCAAGGACCAAAGUAUGGGAUGGCUAGAAAUGUUUAAAGCUAGUUUGAGCCAUAGGGCUACACUGAAUGGGCAUGAUUAUAUGAGGCUCUCUCAUACUCUGGAUUGAGACCAUGGCACUUUGCGUUUGAAAUCGUCAUCUACUCACAUCUACUUAGCCAAUUAUCAGUUGAGCUGACAUGAAGCCUGUCUUGCUUUAACAGUUUUCAUAGUUUGAAUGAUGAAUACUGUUUAGAAUGUUAUGAAGUAGACCGAGGCUAUGCUGCUAAAUACAAAUAUAUUCUACACUUCAAUUGAAGACCUAUAUUUUCAUUUAUUGGGAUUUUGAGCUAGUUUCAUAUUAGGAGAUGUUCAAGCACAUUAGACUUAAUAUUUGUAUGUACAAAGUCGAAUUUAAUGCUAGAAUGAGAUGCAGUACUAUACAGGAAAAGUAGCUUCAUAUUUGAAAUUAGUUCCAGGCUGGUGUCCCACUUCCACACGAAACAAAUCACUCACUCCAAUGAGCUCUACAUGCUGGGCUAUAGCUGCCCUGCAGACCAGUGAACUGGUUUUACGAAGGUUGAAUUUAUUUUUGUAAGUGACUUGUGAGUAUGUGUGCAUUAGUUAGUACGUUCGCUUGUUUUUUCCUCUUUCAAAUGUCUGUGUUUGUUUGGUUCCAUUCAGGUCGUGUGCGUGACGUCAUUAAAUUGUAAUGAGCAAACGCUGAUCAUGUCUGUGUUUUCUCCGUAUUUCUGAUUUUCAGUGGUGAAGGAAGGUCUCCAUUGUCUGUUGAUUGGUUUUGAACAUUGAUUUGACAGUUACUUCAUCUGUUGCAUGGGAAGAGGGUGGUAUAUAUGAACUGCAUGUUGUAGGCUAUGUGUAUCAUGGACUGUUGGUAUGUUCUGCUAAUUUUACAUACAUAUAUGCAAUGAGUUUGUCUGCACUGUACAGUUUGUGUUUGUUGUAUACACAGAGACAACAUAUUGAAUAAAAUAUUUAUAUAAA